This is a messenger RNA of Cordyceps fumosorosea ARSEF 2679, 4377 nucleotides long. RefSeq names its product bimD protein. Lineage: Eukaryota; Fungi; Ascomycota; Sordariomycetes; Hypocreales; Cordycipitaceae. Gene Ontology annotation, cellular component: nucleus; chromatin. The transcript is spliced from 2 exons. The record is from RefSeq and is a predicted model, not a curated record. Gene Ontology annotation, biological process: DNA repair; mitotic sister chromatid cohesion. The coding region runs from base 1 to 4377 and encodes 1458 amino acids.
AUGGCGCGCCGACGCGGUGGUCGGGCGCAGGAACCGGCCGAGGCCGAGCCCGUCGUCGAGGAGCCGCAGCCCGUCCAGGAGACGCCCGCCGACGAGGACAUGGGCGACGCCGGUGACAACGACGAGCAAGAGCAGGAGCAACACAGCCUCGUGUUCAACGAGGAGCUCUCGUGGCGCCCGGCCAAACCCAUACCCAGUGCCACCCUGCUGGCCCGCCUCGAGCGCCUGUCCAGGGAGCUUGCCGACUUUGACCAAGGCGCCGUCGAGCUCGACUCCCUCAAGACCGUCGCCGCCCACCUCGCCCACCGCAAUCUCCUUCAGCACAAGGAUCGCGGCGUCAAGGCCUACACGGCCUGCUGCCUCGUCGAUCUCCUUCGCCUCUACGUCCCCGAGGCGCCCUUUACAGAGGAGCAGCUCAAGAUGAUGUUUACCUUGUUUGUCAAGGACAUCUUGCCUGCUCUCCACGACCCGUCAAAUCCCUACGACAGCCAGCACAAAUACGUUCUCACGUCAUUGACAGAAGUGAAGAGUAUCUUGCUCAUUUGCGAUAUCCACGGCGCCGAUGAUUUGCUUCUGCGACUCUUCAAUUCCGCUUUCGACGGCGUCUCGACCAGCUCCAAAGCCUCGCCCGACGAGCAGGUUGCCAAGGACGUCGAGAUUCACCUGACCGACAUGCUCAUGCACCUCAUUGAAGAAUCCCCCGGCAGCGUGCCGGCUAGUGUCAUUGAUGCCAUCAUCAGUCAGUUCCUCCGGGCUGCCCCCCCUGGCGGAAGCAAGUCCAAGGAGGCCAAUGGCAAGCAAGCAACGCUCCUGCAUAAGACGGAGCCUCCUGCGUACAUCAUGGCCAAGAACAUUUGCAAUGGCUGCGCCGACAAAAUGUCGCGUUAUGUUAGCCAAUACUUUAGCGACGUCAUUCUCAAUGCCUCCGGGUUUGCCACGAAGAACGGAUACGGACAUGGCGACGACGACGACGACGAGGAAGACGCCAAUGCAGGUCCCUCCGAGGCCGAUCUGAAGAGCCUGCGCCAAGCCCACGCCUUGAUCCGAGAGCUAUGGCGAGCCGCUCCUACGAUUCUGCAAAAUGUCGUCCCGCAGCUGGAUGCGGAGCUGUCCGCCGAUAACGUCCAUCUUCGCCACAUCGCCACUGAGGCGUUUGGAGACAUGAUUUCAGGCAUCGGUGCUGCCGGGCCCCCUCCGCCGCCUGCCCUCGAUCCUGCCGCCUGGCCUCCUGUGCGGUUAAUGGACGAGCCUGGCACUCCCGCCGAGGCCAACGUUCUCACAGCGCCAUUCUCGCCUCAGUCCUUUGCUCAAACGCACCACGCCACGUACCGCAACUUUGUCGGCAGAAAGAACGACAAGUCUGGUACCAUCCGUGCAGCCUGGGUCAUCGCCGUUGGAUACAUCCUCUCGACUUCCGCAGGUGGUAUCGGUCUAAGCAGAGAAGAUGAAACCGAACUGGUCCGUGGGCUGAUCGACAAGCUGAGUGACAACGAAGAGAAGGUUCGAUUGGCCGCCGUCAAGGCCAUCGAACUGUUCCAAUUCAGAGAUGUAAUUCUCAAGCUCGGAGCUACCGGUGGUGUUGAUAAGGAAGGUUCCCUCUUUGCGAGCCUGUCUGAUCGAUGCCGUGACCGAAAAGCCUCUGUUCGCGUGGACGCCAUGGUCUUGCUCGGCAAGCUGUGGGCUGUUGGCGCCACAGACAUCGAAGAGGGACAAGAGGCAGUGACUGCCUGUCUCGGUGGCGUGCCCUCCAGAAUUAUCAACUCGUUCUAUGCCAACGACUCGGACCUCAACGUCUUACUUGAUCGCGUCAUGUUCGAGUGUUUGGUUCCGCUCAAGUUCCCCUUGGUCAAGGGAAAGUCUGGCAAAGGCGGCUCCAGCAAGAGUGCCAUGAGCCAGGCAGAACAGGAUAGCAUUCGCGCCGAGAGAAUUCUGCUUAUGCUCAAGUCCCUAGAUACACCAGCGCAAAAGGCCUUCUUCGCUAUGCAGGCGCGCCAACCGCAGUUCGCAAAGGGCGUUGCCAUCCUGAUUCAGCAGUGCGAGGCUUAUAAUGGCGGUGUCAUUGAUUCCAAUGAUGAAAAGGUCAAGGCUACCCUGGCCAAGACGAUCGAUUGGAUUGGCCGCUUCUUCCCCGACGCCCUCAAGGUCCGCGCAGAUUUACAAAAGUUUGCCAAACUGAACGAGCGCCGGAGCUACCAACUUGUCAAGUAUGCCAUCGAAUCUGAAAGUGAUUUCAAGACGGUCCGGAGAGCCAUCAGCGAGCUCAUCACAAAACUUCAAGCUAGCAAUGCCGCUGUUGCGCUCGAUACCAUUAUCCCCCUCCUGUACCGAUCAAGCUCUCUCAUGUUCAACCGCAGUCAUCUAGCAACGAUUAUGGAUUGUUCCAAGAGCGACAAGGGGGGUCUUGCCGCUGUCGCCCACCUUGUUCUCAACGACAUUUCCCAGCGCAACCCUGAUUUGUUCAAGGCACACGCAGAGGAAUUGCGCAAAGAAAUCAUCGAGCAGGCUCCCUCCGACAGCAAGACGAAUGACCCCUCCGUGGUUGAUAUAUUGAAGGCAUACGCAUCCUAUGCCAAAAAGUACCCCAAUGAUGUCGCCCUGGACAGAAGCUUCAUUCAAACCCUGACCAACUAUGCCAUGUAUGGUACACCACCAAAGGCGGCCAAGUUUGCUAUCAAUAUUAUGCUCGCCAAGAAUGAUGACAAAAGUAAGGUGACGGCUACCAACCUUUUGCGCAAGACCAUGCAAAAUCUCGAGUACGGAAAGUCACACUUUUUGAACAAGCUCGCCACAAUCAGCCAGUUGGAGCGAUUAGCCCCCAGCGUCACGAUGGACGAGGGUGAUAAGAUCCAAGAUGUCACGAUAAAGUCGAUUCUUCGCCAAGUACACACUGAUGCUAGACCUGGGGCCGACAAGUCAUGGGUGGACGAUGCUGAUAUGGAUGAGGAGAUCCAGGCCAAACUUUUGGCUCUGCGCAUUCUCACCAACCAAGCCAUUUCCAACGAGGAUGAGGCCGACUCUGAAACGAGGGUCAAGACGGUGUUCAAAUUGCUCAAGACAUUCGUGGUCAGCGAAGGCGAAUUCUGCAAGGUCAAGGAUACUCCCCAACAUCACAAGAAGAGGCUGCGGCUUCUCGCUGGUCUUUUGAUGCUCAAGCUGUGCACAGUGAAGAAGUACGAUGAGCAACUCGACCCCGUCACCUUCAACAAGCUCGCAGAGCUGGUACAAGACAGCGAGGUGCAAGUCCGUCACCGGUUCAUGGAGAAGCUUCAGAGCUACCUGACUCACGGCAAGCUGCGGGCUCGCUUCCUCACUAUGCUUUUCCUCGUUGCGUUUGAGCCUGCGCCCGAACUCAAGAGUCGAGUUGAGACUUGGCUACGUUCCAGGGCUUUGUACUACUCCGAGAACAAGAAAGAGGUAAUGGAGUCCAUCUUUGGACGACUCAUCCCGCUACUGGCCCAUCACCCUGAUUACAGCGCUGGAGUGGACGACCUGGCAGACUUUGCCAACUACUUCCUCUUCUACCUGAAUGCGGUAGCCACUGAGUCGAACUUGGGUCUCAUCAGCAAGUACGCAGAGAGAACAAAGCAGACCCGUGACGCGAUCAACGCGGACGCGAGCGAAAACCUCUAUGUUCUCAGCGACUUGGCGCAAGCGAUCAUUCGCAAAUUCCAGGAGAAGAGAAACUGGAGCUUCCGUGUAUAUCCUGGCAAGGUUGGGCUGGCUACGGGACUCUUUGCGCCGCUGCCUUCUAGUGAAGUCGCAGAGGAAAUUGCAAAGAAGCAAUACAUUCCCGAGGCGCUAGAUGAGAAGCUGGACAACCUCCUCCGAUCUUUCGAGCGGAAAAAGAAGCGCAAGUCGAUGCAUGAGCCCGGUGAGCCAUCAGCCAAGCGCUCAAGAACGCAAAUCAAGACUGUUAUUCGCGAAAAGGCGGCUCCGAAGCAGCACAAGGCCAAGAAAGCUAAGAAGGUCAAGGCGGCACGUCCGAAGAAGCAGCCCAGUUCUCUCGCUGCAGAACCGAGCGAGCGUCGCCGCAGCAGCCGCGUCACCAAGACCUCCGACUACAAGGAACGCGAUGACAAGGACGACGAGGAGGAGAUGCUAGACGGCGUCGCCGAGUGGAAGUAUGGCGAUGACUCCUCGGACGAGGAGAGCGGCGAGGAAGAGGUCGAGUCCGGCGAGGAAGAGUCGGGUGACGCCGAAGAAGAGGAGGCAGCCGGCGAGGAGGAGGAGGAGGAAGAGGAGUCGCCAGUCACGAAGAAUGGACGGCGGUCGCAAGCGGUGAGGCCCGCGGUCAAAACAAUUGCUUCAGCCGCAACUCGAAGGGGAGGCCGAUCCAAGCGAGCCUCCCAGGGGAACGACAUGGACACGGACGAUUAA